Messenger RNA from Lingula anatina, 482 nucleotides. RefSeq lists its product as uncharacterized. Lineage: Eukaryota; Metazoa; Brachiopoda; Lingulata; Lingulida; Lingulidae. The record is from RefSeq and is a predicted model, not a curated record. Gene Ontology annotation, biological process: protein phosphorylation. Gene Ontology annotation, molecular function: protein kinase activity; ATP binding.
UUUUACUUUUGACACACGCUCAUCGUUUAAAAGACCCUCAAAGCUCAGAGAGAGCCAGGCAUCUAUUGUUAGGUUUUCUGUUCUCGACAGAGAUGAAAAUAGUCGACAGACUGACCAUAAUGACGUCAUCAGUGACGAAGAUGGAGUGCCCUAACCUGGAACAUCUUGAAGGGAAGUAUGGACAGCAGACAGUACGAAUCACCCGCCUUCACCGGGACGCUGCUAGGGAGGACAUCCAGCCUCUUCUAAAACAGGGUUUCAUACUUAGUAAUCUACAACAUCCAAACAUUAUUAGUUUCAUCUUUGUCGGAAGGAUAGACGAUCGGAUGCAUCUGAUAACAGAGUCAUCAGAUUACGGUACUUUAUCUGAAUGUCUGCGGUGCAAUCUUCUGUCUUCCUCCUGUCAGCUCGUGGACACGGCACUACAGAUUUGCGCAGGGAUGACGUAUCUGCACGACCGCAGCAUUAUCCAUGGAAACCUG